AUGGGGAAGAUCAUAUUCUAUGAGGACAAAAACUUUCUCGGUCGCUCCUACGAGUGCACCAGUGACUGCCAAGAGUUACAGACCUACUUUAGUCGUUGUAACUCCAUCCGAGUGGACAGCGGCUGCUGGGUUCUGUUUGAGCGCCCCAAUUUUUUGGGGUGUCAGUAUAUCUUAACCCCAGGAGAGUACCCUGAUUAUCAGCGCUGGAUGGGAUUCAAUGAUUGUGUUCGCUCGUGCAGAAUAAUCCGAAAUACAAAUGGCCCAUACAGACUGAAGAUAUAUGAAAGGAUAAACUUUGAAGGCCAGAUGAUGGAGUUUACAGAUGACAUGCCUUCUCUCCAGGAACACUUCCAUAACAGAGAGAUCCAUUCUUGUCAUGUGAUAGAUGGGGCUUGGGUCUUAUUUGAGCACCCUAAUUACAGGGGACGGCAGUAUCUGGUGGAAAAGGGAGAGUUCAGACGCUUCACUGACUGGGGAGCUAUGCACCCUAUUGUGGGCUCCUUCAGGCGCAUAAUGGAGUUUUAA
Messenger RNA from Polypterus senegalus (gray bichir), 525 nucleotides. RefSeq names its product gamma-crystallin M2-like. Bases 1 to 525 code for a protein of 174 amino acids. Gene Ontology annotation, molecular function: structural constituent of eye lens. The transcript is spliced from 3 exons. NCBI's taxonomy places the organism in Eukaryota, Metazoa, Chordata, Cladistia, Polypteriformes, Polypteridae. The record is from RefSeq and is a predicted model, not a curated record. Gene Ontology annotation, biological process: lens development in camera-type eye; visual perception.